AUGCCUUCCCAGGUCCGAUUCUCCGAGGGUACAAAGACCACCGAUUCCCCCAAUAAAGCCCUCAUAGGCGAUAAGAACCACACGAACAUCAAGAAGAACUUGGAUUAUCACCGCAACGAACUGCGUUUCAACAUGCACGGCAAGAUCAGCCUCAUCCCACACGCCGACUUCUUCGACCGCUUCCUCCCUUCGAUGAAGACACCCAGGUCGGAAUCCAACAGAUUCAAUGGCUUGGAAACGCCAUCCUCAGAGACAGAUAUGUACAAGUCGCUGCCUAAGGCGCUGAACAAUGCCCGCAUCUGCCCCCGCUUCAAGUUCGUCGCGCAUCCACACAAGCCUGACAAGACCGAGCACACGAAACAAUCCGUCGACAUGGGCAU
Dichomitus squalens LYAD-421 SS1 is the source of this 380-nucleotide messenger RNA. RefSeq lists its product as uncharacterized. The transcript has 2 exons. The annotation marks the transcript as partial. The record is from RefSeq and is a predicted model, not a curated record. Lineage: Eukaryota; Fungi; Basidiomycota; Agaricomycetes; Polyporales; Polyporaceae.